Messenger RNA from Budorcas taxicolor (takin), 1027 nucleotides. RefSeq names its product signaling threshold regulating transmembrane adaptor 1 (gene SIT1). Lineage: Eukaryota; Metazoa; Chordata; Mammalia; Artiodactyla; Bovidae. Gene Ontology annotation, cellular component: plasma membrane. The coding region runs from base 1 to 540 and encodes 179 amino acids. Gene Ontology annotation, molecular function: kinase binding. Gene Ontology annotation, biological process: regulation of T cell activation; signal transduction; T cell homeostasis. The transcript is spliced from 5 exons. The record is from RefSeq and is a predicted model, not a curated record.
AUGUCUGCCUGCAGCAAACUCAGCAAUUGCACGGGUCAGCUACUGCCCAGAAUCCCCUCUGUGACCAAGGGCUGGGGGCUGUGGGCCCUCUCAGGGGCUGUGACCCUGCUGCUCCUCAUCUCACUGGCUGUGCACUUGUUCCAGUGGACCAGUGGCCGGAGCAGGAGCCAUCCGGGACAUGGACGCUCUGGGGAGUCUGUGGAAGACGUCCCUCUGUAUGGGAACCUGCAUUAUCUGCAGACAGGACGGCUGUCUCAGGAACCAGGGCCAGACCCACAGGAUUCAGCCCCUGGAGGCCCUGCCAGGGCUGCAGCGGAAGUGAUGUGCUAUACCAGCCUGCAGCUGCGGCCUCCUCAGGGCCGGGUGCCCAGCCCUGGAAGCCCCAUCAAGUACUCGGAGGUGGUGCUGGACUCUGAGCCAAAGCCCCAGGCCUCAGACCCUGAGCCAGAGCUCUACGCCUCAGUGUGUGCCCAGGGGCGCAGAGCCCGAGCUUCCUUUCCAGACCAGGCCUAUGCCAACAGCCAUCCUGCACCCAGCUGAGACAGGGGGCCGUUGCAUUGGUUACUGCUAUCCCGUCUGGGGCCAUGACUGUUUGCCAACCACCCCUUGAAGACAGGCAGCCCUUCCUCAGUCACAGGACUGAUGGUCCCUGAAUUUCCUAUCUGAGCUGUGAGGGAGACCUCUCAGAGGAAUGGCAGGCCCCGUUUUUUGAGGAUGGCGGAAGAAAAGGCAGUGGCCUCUCCCUCCACCUCCUUUCCCCCCCUCUAUCUGUUCCUCUCAACCCCCAAGCUCCAGAUCCUUCCCAUUCCACACCUUUUAGUCUACCCCUGACACCUCCGUGUCUCCUCAGACACGGGAAGUGGGCAGUAGGGGAGGGGUAAAGAGUCUGCAAGGUCAGUGAGGGGUAUCCUCCUCAGGAGCCCACAGGCUGGACGGGUCCUGGAAUCCGGUGACCUGAGAAAGCCAAGCCUGGUCUCUGACUUGAGAAGCCUAGCAGAACACCAGUCUCCAUCCUGCCGCCUCUGUG